AGUAAAUAUUUAAUAAUAAUAAUGAAAUUCAAAAUUUGAAAAACGGUAUAUCUUUUAUUUUUUAUUAUAUAUUACUCUUAACAAAAUAAAUUUGCAAGAUAAUUUAUAAUAUAAUUUGUUUCAAUUUCAUGUCAAAAUGAUGCGAUGUGAAAAAUUGAAAAGAGGGUUGGCAUAUGUCGAUGUUCGGUAGGGUUGUGGAUGCGCAUUGGACAGCGAGAAAUCUAUCGCGAGUACUAGUCAACGUUCCUGGAUCGUAUCGUCAGUAUGCGGUCGCGCAUUCCAUGCGAAAACACCUGUUUGUUGUUUUGAUUUCUCUACCGUUUUUUCGGUCCUAAAUCGCGUUGAAUAUCACAUAUUUAUACAUUUGUCUAACAUCUAAAAUAGAAAAAGAAACUUUUAAUCAUAAUUGUUAAAUAUUUUAAAAAAAUAAAUAGAAACAUUUAGAGAAUAUUUAUAUUUAAUAUUCUUGGGUUAAAAUAAAAAGGAAAAAAGAGAAAAAAAGAAAGAAUAAGAAAAAUAUUUUGAUUAAGAAAUUUUAAAAUAUUAUUAAAUGUUUAAGAAAAAUGAUUAAAAUAAAUAUAAUUAAGUAAAUGAUUAAUAGAAUAAUUUUGAAAUUAUCGAUUGAGAUCGAAAAAGAAAAGAAAGCACCGUUAAAUGCAUAUUGGUGUAUCCGUGUGAUAAACGAGAAAUAAGGACAAAGAUAUUGUGGAGGAAGAAAACGAAACGUAAACAGAGAGAAAGAGUGAAGGAGAAGAAGAGUUUUAACCGCGAGAGAGGAACGUCCUCGUGAUUUCAACCACGUGUAUCUCGUGGUCCUCGUUUAAACACGCGCACAGAUAAAAAUUUAUUUAAUACUUUUUUUAUCUAACGACUUUUCUUUAAAAUUAUUAUCAUUAAAAAGAAGAAGAAAGAGAAAUUGAAAGAAAGAAAAGAAGAAGAAGAAGAAGAAGAAGAAAAAGAAGAAAGGAGAAGAAAAAUUUUUUCCAUUAAUAAUAUUCAAUGGAAAUGAAAUGAUAAUGAUAAUGAUCGAUCGAUCAAUUGUGCUUAAUACAGGCGAAAGAGAAUCAUUUGAAUGAAAAUGAAAAAGACGAUGAUCCGAUAAUGUUUAGUCGUAGUCACAAGACAGGGAUGUGCACCGUAUGUAUAUACGUAAGAUUGCAGCUCGUAGAUUAUUUGUAGUCGUUGCUAUUGAGAUGGUUUGAUAGUAGCCCCUUCCUCGCGCAUAUCUUUAUAUCGAGACUGAAUGGACAGAGAGAGCAGCCUCCUCUAUGAGAUAAUACGCCUGGUUGUACCUAAGUCAUUCAGGCCUGAAGUCGGAUCCAUCGAAUCGCGAGAGAUCGCGCGAGGUGAGGGUGGACACCGUAAGCCCCUGCAGUCAUGCUCACCAUACAAAACGACAUGUCACCGCGUAAUGGCUCGUGCGUGGCGGAAGUAAGCUCGGUGAGGAGUCUUUCGUCGGACGAUGUCUCGGCGACGAAGACGAACCGAAAGAAAUCCUGCUGGGCACGUGCUACGGAUCCGGCUCAUCGCCGUGGACGUCGAAUUCAGUUGUUGCAGAUGUUGGUUUUGCCAUUCAUACCGAUCCUAGCAUUGAUCGUCCAGACGGCUAAUACUCUCCACGAUAUCUUGAUCUAUCGGCAGGAGGUCUCUGACAUCGAAACGCAGGUAACAAUCGCCACUGAUUUGGGAAAAGUUGUCACGCGGAUGCAGCUCGAAAGAUCCGAGGUUGCGUUCUUUAUUUACACCAAUGGGAACACUCUAAGGUCAAACUUGACGCAGAGGUUCGCCAUAACUGAUCAAGCUCUUCAUAACAUGACUACGUGGCCCCUGGUCUCGGUGCCGAGGGAUGAGAGCAAGACGCAAGCCUAUGACGUGGUCAGCAAAGAGGCUUUUCAAGCACGCCUCGAGGAUUUCAGGUACAAAGUUUGUUCGUUUCUUAGGCAGAAGAUAAGUUCGGAAGAGAGCAGCAUUACCGAAGUGAUGACAUGGUACACGAGCGUAAACGCGGCUAUGCUAGAUCAUCUAACUAAUCAGAUCAAAGAAACGGAUAAUAGCGGAGUUUGGAGGUAUUUGAUAGCUUUUAAAAACUUACUGAGAAGCAUCGAGAGUUUGGGUAUUGCCUCCGUGUACGGAAUCAAUUACUUUGGGCGUGGAAUCCUUCUGGGGGACAAUUACGUCAGCUACGUUCGCCACGAAGCUCUUGGACGUGAUCUCCUCAAUGGAUCUCUCACAUACGUGCCUUCUCUCAAGCAUUUUUACGCCGAACUCACCCGCACCAUGCCAGAUUAUGGGAGGAUUAAGUCCAGACGAGAUGAAAUCCUCCAGAACCGGAAGAGGGAACCGAAUGUCGAAGACGCGAUCGCUUAUUUCGAUUCAAUGGCGACUUACGUGGACGAAUUGCGAAAACUUCAGAAAGAAUUGCGUCACAUGAUUAGAGAUUACGUGAACUCGACUUUACAAGACGCAAGUAACAAAGAAGCUGCUGGGAUAGCUAUAGUUGUGCUAGUGUUGGUCGUCUCUCCCAUCAUUAUAAUACUAGUACGUAACGCGGUUGCCACGAUUCAAAUGUAUGCGGCUAAUCUGGCGCAGAAAGCCCGGGAACUGAAACAAGAAAAAGGAAAAAGCGACACAUUGCUUUUUCAAAUGUUACCACCCAGCGUUGCUCAACAAUUGAAACAAACCCAACAGGUUCCAGCAGAAUAUUACGAAGCGGUGACCGUAUAUUUUAGCGACAUUGUUGGAUUUACAGAAAUUGCCGCAGAGAAUACUCCUUUAGAAGUUGUCACCUUCCUGAAUUCGAUCUACAAGUUAUUCGAUGCUCGCAUCGAAUGUUACGAUGUAUACAAGGUUGAAACGAUUGGCGAUUCGUACAUGGUUGCAUCCGGGUUGCCCGUUAGAAACGGAGACAAACACGUAUCUGAAAUAGCAACGAUGGCCCUUGAUCUCUUAGCAGCUUCGUCGGUGUUUCAAGUACCAAAGCGACCCGGGGAACGGCUUCAAAUACGAAGCGGCGCCCAUACAGGACCUGUCGUCGCCGGAAUUGUGGGCAGCAAAAUGCCUCGUUAUUGUCUUUUCGGGGAUACCGUAAAUACGGCCAGUCGCAUGGAAUCAACCGGAGAAGCCCUGAGAAUACAUAUCAGUCUAGAAAUGAAAAAGGCUUUGGAUGCCGUGGGAGGUUUCAAAAUUGUACGCCGUGGUUUAGUCGACGUUAAGGGAAAGGGACUAAUGGAUACAUAUUGGCUGGAAUGUAAGGACGGUGGUAUCGCUCGUGCGGCGGAAUUAGAUUUGCCCUCGUUCUUCGAGGACGUGCGACCAGUUUUCAUACGUCGUUUACGAGAGGAAGGUACCCUUUGAUGCGAACCGUAUUCCCGACGGGACCUCUGGUACCUGAACCGACCACCUACUCCUUACAUUCGUCUUUCGCAACCUAACCUUAUUGACCACUUAAAGAAACCCACCCAAGUUCGUAAAAAUCGACUGUCUCAUCCAAACCUUCAUAUUACCCCCGUUAAGCCACCCCCUCAAUCUCAGUCGAGUAUCGAGUCGCAAGACUCCGCGACAUACGAGGGAACCCAAUCAACGACACCCUGCCCGCCGAGUUACUCUCCAAGUCAACGCAGUCGUUACUCCCAACCGAAUCUACCUACUCUUUUGAUAUCCCACGAAAAAAGAUCUGGGGGUUCGGCCGAUCGCCGUAUUAGGAUGUCUCAGCCUACGUUGAACUCCAGCUUCAGCGGCAUCAACUUUGCCGGAAUGAAUCGUAGUUCCAGACUGUCUUAUCCGAGUCUUAGAGCAGCUUCUGGGGAUAAUAGUAUCAACGAGGAAGAAAGAUUAUCGGCGCGAAGUGUACAAGGUUUCAGCGGGAGUUCAAGAGGAAGUUGGAUGGAUCAAGGUUCCUCGAGAUUAUCUCAAUCGGACGUGACACGGUUUAUCUUGAGGCAGGACGUGCCGGCGAAACGAGAGCGUCUCUCUCAAUCAACUCUAGUUAUCGGUGAUUAUCAUCCCGGUCGCGGUCAACAGAGAUUAUCCCAACCUUGCCUAAGUACAGGGAAAGAUCUUAACUUACCCACAAUGGUUUUUCACUCUCCGUCUCCGCCGUCUGUUAAACACAAAAGAUUCUCUCCUGCCAUACACGCUAGUCAGAGAGAACGCCUUUCGCAAUUAGAUAUUGGUGCUAAGUAUAGAAAUUUCAAAGAAUCCGCCGCGACGAAAUUCAAUCGGGAUAGAUUUUCAAUACCCGAACUGGAAACGCAAAAUGAUCUUAAGUUAUUGAUAGCUGGCACACCGAAGCAGAGAUUUAGUUUAGAUAGUCAAUUGACGCGUAAUCAAGAUGUAACUCGGUCUAGAUUAUUGCCAAUCGCUAGUUCACCUAUCAACGAACACCAGCAAACUAAGAUUGAAGAACAAACGGGUAUCCCAGGAGGUAAACUUAAAAGCCCCACUAGAGAAGGCCUUGGAAGUGUGCUCGUGGCAAGUACAACUCCAAUAUUACCACCGAAUGAAAGAGAAUUGUUGUCAACCGAGUUAAGUAAAAUAACAACUGCGGUUGUUAAUUCGACACAACAACAGAAGGAUCAAACGACGCUUAGAGCGAGCAAACUUCAUAGAUCAGUUUCACCUAUUCCUACUAGGGAAAGAAUGUCAGUGCCUGAAAUAAGAAAUUCGAGUCUACGCCGAUUGCUUGACCCACCGAUGAGGCAAAGGCACAGUAUUACGGGCAAUUUAAGACAGAGUAUAAUCCUUCCGAUUAAGCCUCUCGAUUUUGGCAAGAAAUCGCCGAAGCAUUUGUUCGAAGAAGCCCUGGAAAGAUUUCGAAAGGAUGAGAAAGAAGAAAAUCGAAAGAACGAAAUUUCAAAUUCAGAAACUUUUCUCGAUAUUGUCGAUGAACCUAAACAUAUUCAAAAACAUUACUCGUACACGUAUGAAAGUACCGAUGACAGUUCCUCGAUAUUUGGAAAGAUAAGCAUGUCUGCGAUACCAAAGAAGAAAUAUUUAGAAAGUAAUUUUGAUGAAAAUGAACAAGUAAUUACUACAGUGAUCGAGACGGAUGUACCAAUGAUAAUAGCCAAUCCAAAAUAUGUAAAAAAAUCAUCUUAUUCGAGCGAAACCCCAAAAUGGAUUAGAAAAUAUUUAGAAAGCGAAAGUCCGAAAGGAGGAAGAAAGAUGGCAAGCAACAAGGAGAAAACUAACAGAAGGAAUAGUCGGAGGAAAAGUUCUUUGGAAUCGAUGGAAAGCGAGAAAAUUACGGAUAAAGUUCGUUCGAAAUCAGUGAGCAGCGGUGAAAGGAGUCCGAUGCUAAGAAACACCGGUAUACAAUCCGAAUUGAAAAAUAUGAAGAAUACAUACGUAAGAAUCGUUCCUUCGAAUAAAACUCAAGAAAACAGAUAUGAAGUAAAGAUAGAGAAUAAUUGGAUCGAUGGAAAUAUUCACGGACUAUAUGGUGAUGAAUGUGAGGAUACGGAUUCCGAUGAUUCCACGUCCAUUUAAAUUAAACUAACGAUACUAAUCGAAUAGAUAAAACAAAGAAAUUUUGUCCAAUUAAUUUAUAAUGAUAUUUGUAAAUUGGUGAGAGAUUAAAGAAAAAAUUCAUAUUGUGUACUUAAAGCAUAAAAUGCUACGAAUUUUAUGAAAAUUGAUAUUUUCUAGUUGCCAGUCAAGGAUAUGUAUUAGAUAACAGUUUGAUUAGCCUAAAGUACAUCUUGGAAACGAAAUAACGAAAACUGAUAUGUCCGAUCCCAAUUUUAUUUUCUCAUAUUUGUAAUGAUCUUUGGAUCUCGAUGUAUUAUUUUCAUUCAAACGAGAAAUUUUAUUUUUAUUAAAAUAAAAUUAAAACAACUUGUAAAUAUUUGAAUUAAUUCUGUUAUACUUAUUGCGAUAUAUAGUUAAGAAAUUUUUAGUAAAAUUCAGGACAUAGUUUGGUAUUUUAUUGUCACUAUUAUUCGUAAUUCGUAUUUAAAAUAUAAAAUUUUUUAAUGCUUGCUGUGAAUGAAAGAAAAUGUAUCAGAAAAAAUAUAGUCAAAUUAGCUAUCGCAUCAAAUAUAUAAAUUGUAUGAAA
This is a messenger RNA of Apis cerana (Asiatic honeybee), 6055 nucleotides long. Its product is annotated as receptor-type guanylate cyclase gcy-17. NCBI's taxonomy places the organism in Eukaryota, Metazoa, Arthropoda, Insecta, Hymenoptera, Apidae. Gene Ontology annotation, cellular component: plasma membrane. Gene Ontology annotation, molecular function: peptide receptor activity; guanylate cyclase activity; adenylate cyclase activity. The record is from RefSeq and is a predicted model, not a curated record. Gene Ontology annotation, biological process: receptor guanylyl cyclase signaling pathway; intracellular signal transduction; cGMP biosynthetic process.